This is a messenger RNA of Hipposideros armiger (great roundleaf bat), 2255 nucleotides long. RefSeq names its product yippee like 5 (gene YPEL5). The coding region runs from base 198 to 563 and encodes 121 amino acids. The transcript is spliced from 3 exons. NCBI's taxonomy places the organism in Eukaryota, Metazoa, Chordata, Mammalia, Chiroptera, Hipposideridae. The record is from RefSeq and is a predicted model, not a curated record.
GCCGACUGUUCUAGGGGCGGAGCUACGCUGGGUGAUUGACGCGGAGGUCCAUCCAGGGAGAGGCGGGGCCAAGGCCGGGGCCUGACUAAACCUGGACUCGGGUAGCCGAGGGGCUUCAUCCCAGCUGAGGAGCGAAGAACCGCAGGCUGCCACGCACCUCACAGCCGUUCGGGGUUUUUAGAACUUCAGCUAUAAAAAUGGGCAGAAUUUUCCUUGAUCAUAUUGGUGGUACCCGUCUGUUUUCUUGUGCAAACUGUGAUACGAUUCUGACCAACCGCUCAGAGCUCAUCUCCACUCGGUUCACAGGCGCCACUGGGAGAGCAUUUCUUUUUAACAAGGUAGUUAACCUGCAGUACAGUGAAGUUCAAGACCGGGUCAUGCUCACUGGCCGCCACAUGGUUCGGGAUGUGAGCUGCAAAAACUGCAAUAGCAAACUGGGAUGGAUCUAUGAGUUUGCUACUGAAGACAGCCAGCGUUAUAAGGAAGGCCGUGUGAUCUUGGAACGCGCUCUAGUUCGAGAGAGUGAGGGGUUUGAGGAGCAUGUACCAUCUGAUAACUCUUGAAGAAUAAGAGAUAACUCCAUCUUUUCCCAGGUCUCCUUCACUGAAAACAAAAAUCUACUUACAUACACUGUCACCUUAGCAUCAGAGUCGGAUUCAUGAACUGCGGAACAAGAGGUUGUGAGAAUCUAAGAGGGAACCUUUCUUUCUUUCUUUUUUUCAAUUUCCUAUUUUCCAUCCAACAGCAGUGUGUAGAGAGAAUAUUAUGCAGAUGCCGUUAAUUUUUUUUUCCCUAUGUUUACACCUUGAGGCAGAAUAGUCUAUCUGCAGCUACAUGGUGGCUAUGUGAGGAAAAAAAUCUGGGCUAUUAGAGUGAAAAGUGUGUUUUAUGUAAAUUUUGAAAGGAAAAUGUGUCAAGAGCAUGGUUUUUAAACUUAUUUGGGCUUCAUUUUAAAACUUUUUUUUUUUUUUAACCCCAGUUAUUUCACUUGAUUUGCUAGCUUCAGAGAAGAGAUCCGAAUUUGUGACCAGAGCUAAAGGUUCAGUGUUAGUAUGGCUUGUGCUGGCCAUUGUGCCAUAUUCUUGUUGGAGAUGAACCGUAGCACCCGAGCCCAUUCUUUCUUGUCAGUCUUGACCCAGAGAUGUCACCAUUCCUAGUUAUUUGUCACCACAUAAUUGGUGUUGAUUGGAAACUUCCUGAAAUGGGGCAGAACUGCUUGGUUGUCUUUUCCAUGUAACUUAAGCAUAGUAAUAUAAAUAAAGUGAUAGUUGGAUGUUUUUGUUCCUGUGUUGCUUUUAAAAACACCGUUUCAAAGAGCAGAGUAUUUACAAAGUAAUUUCCAUACUAGUGUUUCUUUUCAUCGCUUAAGCUAAAUUGACUGUAUAUUACUUUGUUUAAAUUAAAACAUGCUGUUUAAACCCACAGUAUUGUAUUUAGAAAACAGUUGAACAGAAUGUCAAUGUGCACUCAUGCAGAAAGCAUUUCAUCUGCAUGUGGUUCUAAAAGAAGGGGGAAACGAAGCAGCUUCUCUAAAAAUUCUGCUUUGCAAAGCAUUUCAGCCUAGCCUCAGUUUUGUGUUUCAGGCUAUCCUUUGUUUUGCGUUGAUUUUGACAAGUCUUUAGAACCUAAUAGUUCCAUCAAAGGACUAGCUCUCAUUAGCAUUAUUUUCUCAGAUCUUCCCUAAGAAAUUCAGCUAUUGAAAUUGAAACUGUACUUGGUCCCUUCAAGUAGACAGGGGUCAAAUUUGACUCAGGGUGUUAUUUUAGCCCCAAAUUCGCAACAUUAUGAAUUAUUAAAAUGAAAAUGUUUCUUUAUCCAAACUAUUUCUAGAUUGUCUGACAUUUGUUUCUAGUGGAAUAAACGAUGUUAAAAUUAGCUAAUUUAAAUGAAUGAAUGGAUGUUUGAGUGCUCAGUUUUUAGGUCUUUGUUUAGAGAGGAAAUUUGCCUCAAUUAGCAAAAUCUUUCUGUCACUGAUAUUAAAAGUUUCUUCUGAGUACAGUUAAGUUUCUCUUAUUUGCUUUUGGGCUCUUGGUUAGAGGUAUAGGGAUCUGAUUAGGUGUAUAAUACUGCAUUUGAGAUGAGUGGACACAAAUUCUUCUGUCUUUCACCAUGGACUAAAUCUUUUAAGCAUUAAGAAACAUUCAUUCCCAUUCAUUUCCAUACCGGCCUUUGAUUAUAUGCCGAUUCCUAGUAGCAUGCCUUACCUAUAGCACUAUGUGCAUUUGCUGUCACAAUAAAGUAUAUUUUAUCUUGCA